AGCUAUGGAAUAUAGAAUUGUAAUUUAAAAACAAUGAGAUAAAGAAAAAUAUCUUUCUAUAAAAUCAAUUGUAAUAAUAAUUAUUAUUACAGAAGAUAACAUCACAAUGAAGUCGUUUGUGCUAAUUUUUCUUUUUAUUGGGACUGUUUCAUUAUGUCAAGCAUCCAAGUUACCCAAAUACGAAGUUAAUAAGGCCGUGAUACAUUUAAUGUUACACAAAUAUGUACAAUCGCUAAGAGGUGCUGGCAUUACAGCAAAUUUAAAUGAGUUUGCAGAAAAACUAUUCACCAAUAUUGAAACAUAUGCUGUUGCUAAUGGAUUUGACCCUAGUCCUCUCAAUAAUGUUUCAGCAAAUCUUGUACUUGUAGAUGUUGAAUUAACGAACGGAACACUCCAUGGAAUUUCAACAUUAGACAAAUAUGAUGACGUCUUGGUUUCCUACACACAUGAUGAUAGAACAUUAACCAUUACGUUGCCAAUAACAUUUACAAAACUAGGUUUUGAAUAUAACUAUGCAUUACAUAUAAUGGGAAUAGGUCCAUCAGGAACUAUGGAUGGUCAAAUUUCGAAAUUUAAGUUUUACCUUGAAUUAUGUUUUGACAUCGCCAACUUGGAAUUUAGUAUAAAAGAAUUAAGAACAACAGACAGUGGUCACAUCUCUGUUCACUGGCAUGGGAAUAUAACUGACAUCAUUCUUAACAUUCUAUCGGAAUUCGUAACCACAAUUCUGCAUCCUUUAAUACAAGGAGUUAUCGAAGGAAUAAUCAAGACUGUGGCAUCAAGAGUAGUAGACGAUAUUAAUCAAGUACUUUACGAUAUAACCCAUCCUUCUAAUACCACUAUCAACAUAUCGGAUAUAACGAAAUUUACACAGUAUUCAUUGAAUUAAUAUUAGUUCAAUUUCGAACACAGUGUUCAAAUUCUAAAUAUAUUAUUCCACAUAUUAUAAAAUAUAUUCAGUUUAAAGCAAUUUCUCUAUUAUUAGGUAGUGUUUGAUUUAUUCGUCUCGAUUGUCGAAUAAUAUUUUGUUCUUUCCUGUUAAGUAAAAUUAUCAAAGUUGUAACUUGUACCUAAUUAAUAAAUAAUAUUAGUGAUUGGAUCAAA
This is a messenger RNA of Diorhabda carinulata, 1104 nucleotides long. RefSeq lists its product as uncharacterized. Bases 107 to 889 code for a protein of 260 amino acids. The transcript has 5 exons. The record is from RefSeq and is a predicted model, not a curated record. NCBI's taxonomy places the organism in Eukaryota, Metazoa, Arthropoda, Insecta, Coleoptera, Chrysomelidae.